Messenger RNA from Cladocopium goreaui, 609 nucleotides. The record is from the annotation of a GenBank genome assembly. Lineage: Eukaryota; Dinophyceae; Suessiales; Symbiodiniaceae.
AUGAAGCGGCCGGCUGCUGUCCUCAAGCGGCCUGCAGCCAAGAUUUCACCUGGGGACGAUGACUCCGAGGAGUCACAUAGUGAAGAGGUGAGACGAAAGCCCGCAGCUUCCAUAAGGAAGAGGCCAGCUGCAUUUCCAGAUGAAGGGGAGGAGGAAGAAGAAGAGGAAGAAGAAGAAGAGCCAAAGGCCCAGAAGGUAAGUCGCUCAAUGAAGACUCCUCCAAGCAAGAAGGAGGCACGAACCGCCAUCAAGGAAGCAGCCAGGAGACAAAAGCUGGUUCAGAAGCUGAAGAAGGACAUCAAACCCCUGGCACAAAAACUGAAAGAGAAGAGGGAGGAACUAAAGGCUGCAGAGAAGGAACUUGAGAAGCAUUCUGCGACUGCCGGCAAGCUGGCCAGGGCCAUUGAGAGGGAAGAUAAGGCCAAAGCUUUGAAACGCAAGCGCCGGCAGAAGUCCCUGGCGCAAAAGGCGGGUCAGCGAAUGAAGGAUCUGCGUGAGCGCCUGGCGGAUGCUAAAGCCGAAGUGUCAAAGUUGAAGGUGGCCAAGGACCUUGGAUCCUCUUGGUAUCCUCUUGGUUAUAAAGGGUUGCUGUAUAACAUGGGGGUGUAA